Molecule: messenger RNA, 6895 nt
Organism: Microplitis demolitor
Lineage: Eukaryota; Metazoa; Arthropoda; Insecta; Hymenoptera; Braconidae
Gene: mbc
Product: dedicator of cytokinesis protein 1
Exons: 8
Coding region: 192-6224 (2010 amino acids)
Biological process (GO): small GTPase-mediated signal transduction; cell migration
Cellular component (GO): plasma membrane; cytoplasm
Molecular function (GO): small GTPase binding; guanyl-nucleotide exchange factor activity
Source: RefSeq, a predicted model, not a curated record
UUUCAUAUGCACACAUAUUUGAGCACCAGCACACAACAAAUCUCCUAUACUCAAUCGACAUUGUGUGUUGCUUAUUUUUACCGUACUCACGUACUUUUUAUUAUACUAUUUUUUAUAACACCCAAGUGCGAUACAAUAAUUUAUCAGUCAAAACAAAAAAUGAUCAUUAAAGUUAUUCAAUAGCCAUAACAAUGACAGUGUGGAGAAAAAAAGACGGCUACAAUGCCGUAGCUAUAUAUAAUUACUGGCACCAUGGACCACACUGUCUUAAUUUAACAGUAGGGGACGUAGUUGAAAUUAUAGGUGAAUGUGAUAAUUGGUAUUACGGUAGAAAUAAGCACAAGGGAUCCAAGGGUAUAUUUCCUAAAUCGUUUGCACACAUACCAGUACAGACAAUUAAUUAUGAUGUGUUGAUGCAUGAAAUAACAAGUGUAUUACGAGAAUGGGGACAUCAUUGGAAACAUUUAUAUGUUAUAAAUUCACCGAACUUUGGUGCAAUUCAGCAGCAAAUACUCGAAAUGAUUGGCUACAGAAGCAAAAUAUCAAGCGGGACGUUGACAGUUGAUGAAUUAAAAGAUGUAAAACGUUUGGCUACGGCGCGAAUAGACGCGGGAAAUCAGCUUCUGGGUCUGGAUAUGGUUGUGAGAGAUGAUCAGGGUAAUAUACUGGAUCCUGAGAAGACUAGUACGAUCCAGCUGUACUAUCACCAUCAAAUAGCGUCCGAAAGAAUAAGAACAACGACAACUGACACUAAAAAAAAGUCAUUGAAACCACAAGUACCUGUGUAUUCUCAUAUAUUUUUUGUAAGCGUGCGUAAUUUUGUCUGCAAGAUGACUGAGGAUGUCGAAUUACUUUUAACGCUGUACGAUAGCAAGGAGGGAAAAGCCAUCUCCGAAAAUUAUGUCGUGUCUUGGAGCAAAGAAGGUUUGGCGCGUGACAUAGACCAGCUCCACAAUCUCCGCGUUUUGUUUACUGAUCUUGGAUCCAGAGAUUUGACACGCGACAAAGUUUAUCUAGUUUGCUACGUCAUACGUGUCGGCGGUAUGGAACCCAGAGAAAUAGAUCACCGACGUUCAAGUGUCGUCCAAACGAACGUUAAGAGUAAAAAUUAUUCAGACAGCAUGAGAAGACCUUUUGGUGUCGCUGCGAUGGAUAUUACAUUGUAUAUUACGGGGAAACUUGAAGGAGAUGUUGAGCAUCAUCACUUUAUACCUUUUGUUCAAUGUUGUGAGAAAGAAAGUUUGGAUGGUACGUUGCGAAGAAUUCUUGCCCAAAAAGAAACAAGUAUACAAAAAAAUAGCGGUAACAGUAGUAAUAAUCAUGUAGGAGGUCAAGGAUUAUGGGCGAGUUUAAAAUUACUGAGAGGCGAUACUAAGCAGGUACGCGAAGAGUAUCCGCAUCUAGUCCUUGGAAAUGUAUCUGUCGCGCGUAAAAUGGGUUUCCCUGAAGUAAUAUUACCUGGUGACGUUCGUAAUGAUUUGUACUUGACUCUAAUCAAUGGAGAAUUUAGCAAAGGAUCCAAGUCGACGGACAAGAACGUACAGGUGACAGUGAAAGUAUGUAAUGAACAUGGAGUGGCGAUUCCUGGGGUAAUUACUUUAGGAGGCGGGGCUCCAUUUAUUGAUGAGUAUCGCAGCGUUAUUUAUUAUCACGAGGACAAGCCGCGUUGGUGUGAGACCUUCAAAAUUGCUAUUCCAAUCGAAGAAUUCAAAUUAGCUCAUCUCAAGUUCACUUUCAAACAUCGCAGUUCCAAUGAAGCUAAAGAUAAAUCGGAGAAACCGUUUGCCUUGAGCUACGUACGGUUGAUGCAACGUAACGGAACAACGUUGCAAGAUACGCAACAUGAGUUACUUGUUUACAAACUCGAUCACAAGAAGUAUGAGGACAAUGACACCAGUUAUUUAAAAUUGCCAUCAACUCGCGCUGAAUUGAUUGAAUUGAAUAUUGAUAAAAAACCAGUUCUAGGACCACUGACUUUAACUUCCAAAGAUACAUUUUUAAUUGGUACUAAUGUGUGCUCAACAAAAUUAACUCAAAAUGUUGAUUUACUUGGUCUGCUGAACAGCACAUCGCGUCCUACUGAUCUCAAGGAAUCGCUGUCAGCUUUGAUGAAAGUUGACGGUGAGGAAGUUGUUAAAUUUCUUCAGGACGUUCUUGAUGCUCUUUUUAAUAUCUUGAUAAAUAAUUUUGACAGCGAUUUGUAUGAUGACAUGGUCUUUGAAUGUAUACUUUAUAUAAUCGGGCUCGUUUCCGAUCGAAAGUAUCAACACUUUCAGCCAGUACUGGACUUGUAUAUAUCCGAUAGUUUUUCAGCGACUCUGGCAUACAAAAAAUUAAUUGCCGUUAUGCGGAAACGAAUUGAGAAUGCAAGUAAAGGAGAAAAAUAUGACGUUUUAUUGAAAACGAUGAAGAGCUUACAGUACUGCAUGCGUUUUAUCGUUAAGUCACGGCUGCUGUUCAGUGAGUUUGAUGAAAACGAGCAGGAAUUCUCGCAGACGUUGACUGAUUUUUUAAAAUCUUUUGUUAACUUGAUGAGCAAUGAAGCUGGUGAGAUAUUAACUGUUCAAGGCGCUUGUCUUAAAUACAUUCCUUCUACCAUUCCACAUUUAUUGCAAGUAUACAGUGGAAAGCAAUUGAGUUUAAUUUUAACGGAACUGCUUGAUACUCUGCCACCUGGACGACUGAACAAACAAAAAAUGAUGACUGUCAAUGACAUUAUUCACAGUCCGCUUUUUCUAGAAGUUGAAUGUCGUGGUAUUUUAUUACCAAAAAUAAUAAAACUCGUACGUGAUCUUCUUGAAGCUAAAGAAGAGGGACUGUCAGGUACGCCUGGGAAAAGUGUAGCAAAGGUAGCCAGACUUCUAGGCGAAAAUCGUCACCGUCUCAAUCAACAACGCGGUUAUUCUGAAGAGGUCGAAUUGUGCGUUAAAAUACUUUCGGACACCUUAGAACUGACAUUCCGCAAAGAUAUAGGUUCAACUGCAUCAGACAUCAAAGAAAUAAUGUUGAUAUCAUUGAGAACAGUUAUACAAACAGUAAUAUCAAUGGACCGAGAGGAUCCACUAGUUGGUCAUUUGGUGUCAGUGAUGCUUUCAAUAUUCCGUCAAAUGUCACAGGCUCAUUUUGCAAUCUAUACAGAUCACUUUGUAACACGUUUUGAUUUGUUAGAUUUUUUAAUGGAAAUUCUUUUAGUAUUCAAAGAUCUCGUAUCAAGAAGUGUCUUCUCAUCAGAUUGGAGUGAGAUGAUAAUGCUCCAAAACAGUGUAAUUUUAAAAUCAUUGAGAAUAUUCUCGGGUACAAUACGUGAUUUUUUCUUUAAUGAAUUUGAACAUCAAGCUUGGUCUAAUUUUUUCCACUGCGCUAUUGCGUUUCUUACUCAACCAUCACUUCAACUCGAUACAUUUACUGUCUCCAAACGAAAUCGUAUUGUCUCACGUUACAACGACAUGCGAAGAGAAAUGGCUUUUGAAAUUCGGUCAAUGUGGUUCAACUUGGGUCAGCACAAAAUUCUUUUUGUACCAAAUUUAGUUGGGCCAAUUUUAGAAAUGACUUUGAUACCCGAAAAUGAACUACGAAAAGCAACGAUCCCAAUAUUCUUUGAUAUGAUGCAGUGCGAGUUUUAUAGCUCUCGUAUAACAGAAGGUUACGGUGACACAAAGCGAGACCCGGCACACAUAAAAGCUAAUUUUACCGAGUAUGAGAACGAGAUGAUUGCUCAAUUGGAUGUUUUAAUCGAAGGCGGAAGAGGUGAUGAGCAGUUCCGUUUACUAUGGAUUCAAGUUAUGGGAAUGUUGUGCGAGAGUCAUUCGACAAUGCAUGAACAGGGUCUGAGGUUCGUCAAUAUUGUUGCCAAUUUGAUGGAACGAUUAUUACAAUACCGUGAUAUUAUAAACGCAGAAUCUCAAGAGCACCGGAUGAUGUGUACAGUUAAUUUGCUUGAUUUUUAUUCCGAAAUUCAUAGAAAAGAAAUGUACAUUAGAUAUGUUAAUAAGCUGUGCGAAUUACAUUUAGAAUGUGACAAUUAUACCGAAGCUGCGUACACGUUGAAACUCCACAGCUUAUUACUUGACUGGAGCGAUCAGCCUUUAUCAUCUUUACUGCGCUCCAAUCGUUAUCCUGCAUGUCAAACUCACAGAGAAUUAAAGGAAGCUCUUUACAACGACAUGAUAAUAUAUUUUGAUAAAGGAAAAAUGUGGGAAUGCGCUCUAGGUGUUUGCAAAGAAUUAAUUAAACAGUACGAAGAAGUUACCUAUGACUAUCUCCAAUUGUCACAGCUUUUAAAACGAAUGGCUAAGUUCUAUGACUCGAUUGUCAAACAAUUGAGACCCGAGCCGGAAUAUUUCCGCGUCGCGUAUUACGGUCGCGGUCACCCGCCAUUUCUUCAGAACAAAGUAUUUAUUUAUCGUGGGAAAGAGUAUGAACGUCUUAGUGAUUUUUGUUCGAGAACUUUGAAUCAGCUGUCAAACGCCGAACAAAUGAACAAAUUGUCCCCGCCGAGUCUCGAAAUGUGUGAGUCAAAUCGUCAGUACGUCCAGAUAAAUAAAGUCGAGCCCAUAAUGGACGAGAAACGUCAUCGGCUAAGCGGUAAACCGAUAACUGCUGAGCCUGUUUUACGUUACCAUCGUGUCAAUGACGUAAAACGAUUUAGAUUUUCACGACCUGCGCCAAAAAAAGAACUUUUAAGAGAAUCUUUUAGUUCGUCGACUCUAUCACUGUCUAAAUCUUAUGAAGAAUUUAUUAAGGACGAGGCUGACAAUAAUGAUAAGACUAAUACUAAUAGUAUAAGUAGUAUUAAAAAUAAUGACAAUAAUAAUAAUUUUAAUAAUAAUAAUAAUAAUAACAGUAGCAAUGGCAAUGGAAAUGGAGAUGAUAAAAAUGAAUUUGCUUCUCUGUGGUUAGAACGCACUGAAUUAGAGACUAGCUCAUCAUUGCCUGGUGUCUUAAGAUGGUGCCCAGUUAUUUCUAGUGAAACUUAUCUAGUAAGUCCUCUUUGCAAUGCCAUUGAAACGAUGGAAGCAACAAAUGCGGCUCUACGUAAUUUAAUAAUCGCACAGCAAGCGGACUCGAGUUUACCGCUUACUCAGCUCAGUAUGAAACUCAAUGGGAUACUGGACCCAGCUGUCAUGGGAGGAGUUAAUAAAUAUGAAGAAGCUUUUUUAAACCCUACUUAUCGCGAGGCUCAUCCUCAGGCCAGUUCUGAUUUGUUGAAAUUAUCAAAUUUAAUUGCUGAGCAGAUUCCUUUGUUGGCAAUCGGAUUGCAGCUGCAUCGAGCCCGAGCACCAACGGAGCUGGCACCUUUUCAUCAGAGGCUAGAACAAUGUUUCAGCAGCAUGCGCGCUCAAGUUGAAGCCAAGUAUGGAAAACGUACUUGUGAUCUUCAGAUUGAGACUUUGACCCAGUCAGUUACGAUGCGCAAACAACAGCAGAGGAAACAUGAAUUGCAUUCGCGGUUAUCGGAGACUAGUGUCGUUAGUACAGAGACCGGAUCAGUACGUUCUCAUAUUCUGUCAACGGCUUCGCUUCAUAAAGCUCUUGGAACAUCUGGAAGCAGUACGACUAAAAAAAAAGAUGCUAAACGUCGAAGUGCACGGAAAAGUGACUCAGCAAGUUUAGUAAAACAAGAUUUAUCAACAAGUCAAUGGUACACGACUCCAGAAAUUCCAACUCAGUCAACUCCCGUGGUAUCUCCAGUGUCAUCGUCAAGUAUUUCAUCACCGCCACCAAUAGAAUUGCGCCAGCAACUAAAAGCAUCACGUCCACUGCGAUCUGAAGCCGAGAAAGAACGACGAGUCAGCAGUCGCUGGUCUUUACAGUCACAAAAUUACAUUCGUAAUUCACAAGAUGACCAAACAGAUUCAACAGAUUCUCACGAUCAACAAAAAAUAAAUCGUGACUCCGUUGGUACCACCGACAGCACAGCUUCCGAAGAAGAUCUUCCUCCUCCUUUGCCCAUGAAAAUGCGGGAAACUGACUACUGCAGUCUAUCAUCACAAAUCAGCACAGAUUUUUACACCACUAGUGCCAAUAUUAAAUCUAUUAUUAGUGAUAGUUUGGAUAUUAAAUUAAUGUCGGCGUCAAUUGAUGACAAUUUCGAAAAUAUAUCAAAACCACCUACUCCUCCACCAAAGCCUAAAAUUAAUCGAACGUUAUUACAUAGUACUACUAAAAUUACAAAUUCGAUUAGAAAAAAUUCUUUACAUAAUGUGUCGAUGCCUGCUGACUGACAUUUAAAAAUAACGUCCAUUAAGUAUUUUUAUUUUAUUAACGCAAUUUUAUAUUGUUAUAAAUUAUUAUUAAUAUUAUUAUCACUAUCGAUUAUUAUUAUUGAUCGCGUGUUUGAACAAAUUAAUACGUACAAUUAUAUAAAUUUAAUUUUCUGACCAUAUUUAAUUGUGCCAUCAUUAAAAAAUCGACAAUUACCAAGUUUUUCAUAAAACGUAACAUUAAUUAUUAUUAUUAUUGACAUUUUAUUUGUUAAAUUUGUAAAUAAUUUAUUUUACAUUUAACAAAUGCCAUAACUUUGUCAUUUAGUUACAAAUAUACUUAAUUUAAUAUUAAUUUGACGUCGAUAAAAAAAAUUUUAUUACAUUAUAGCUGAAAUUAUAUAAUGAAAAUAUAAAUAUAUAUAUUAUAUGAUUGCAAUGUUAUUUUAUAGGUAUUAUAAAACAAUUUUAUGACAUAGAUAAAAGUAAGUGAAACCAUGACGUCCACUAUGGUUAAUUUUUUAUAUUAAAUUUCUUGCCUAGUUGUUAGUGAAUCACGUGCUCUAAAUACCAAGUAAUUGAAAAUAUAUAAAAUUAUAAGUAGCUAGGCUCUUUAGUAUAAUAACUAUUAUUAUAUUUCUUUUAUGUAAUAUUUAUGUACCAAAGAGGUAAUUGAUUUUUUUCGUUCUUCA